This is a messenger RNA of Corvus hawaiiensis (hawaiian crow), 7104 nucleotides long. RefSeq names its product solute carrier family 7 member 6 (gene SLC7A6). The transcript has 10 exons. Gene Ontology annotation, molecular function: L-amino acid transmembrane transporter activity. The record is from RefSeq and is a predicted model, not a curated record. Gene Ontology annotation, cellular component: membrane. NCBI's taxonomy places the organism in Eukaryota, Metazoa, Chordata, Aves, Passeriformes, Corvidae. Gene Ontology annotation, biological process: amino acid transmembrane transport. The coding region runs from base 4824 to 6344 and encodes 506 amino acids.
CUGUCCAGAAGGCUUGCAAUCUGUGUGAACCUCGCUUAUUUUAUAGAGAGAAAGAGGGUCGCCACCGCUUGUGGAGAGCGGAGCGGCCACUGAGAGUCCCAAUCACACCUCUGCAAAUGACCCUUCCCUCCUGCGGUGGGACCUCGUCAGGGUCUCCGGCCGGCGGCGACAGCCCCUGGAGUCGUGCCUGUGGCGACUCGAGGGUGGCUUUGUGAAGCCACGUGUUCCUUUAGUGCUUUUUGGUGGUGGGUGCAGGUAAUUCUGACCGCUCCGUUAGCGAGCUAUCGCAGGGCACUGAAGUGGGCUUAGUGAGAUCCUCAGGCCAGCAUGCCUUUGCUUGCUGGCAUUGGGUAGUGAUUUUGAUUGUGUUUUUAAAUGGAGUGUAUUAACUACAAUCUGAUCAGGUGCGGCCAUAAUAAGUUCCACCUAAAGAGCACACAUGGGUGGAGGUGUGAAGGUAAGCAUGUGCCUUUUGGCAUUAUUUCCCCCUCUUUUGAGAGAUUUUCUGACCCAGCAUGAAAAAUAAGGUGAAUUACUUUAACAAACUCUACUGUUGUUCCUUCUGUCUUUACCUGGAGCUUAUUGUAUAAAUUUCACCAGAUGUUCCUCUCAUUGCAGCAGCUUUGUGCACUCCCAGCCUAAAUCAACUGUCUAUCACAAAGUCCCUGUUGUGAGCUUGCUUUUGUUUUUUCUCUUGGAAAUAUGAAAAUAAUGAAAAACAUGAAAAAAUAUGAAAAUAUGACUUACUACCAUACUGAUAAACUGUCAAGUGAAAAAAAUUGACAUAGUAACUUUUCUUUCAUACCUUUUUACGUGAUAAACUUACCUUGUCUGUUUUUUCAAAAGUGGAUGUCACAAGCAGUUCUAUUUGAUCAAAAGUUUGUUUGUGGGAUUUUUUUUUUAUUGUGCUAAAGAUGGUGUGUUUGUAUACGCAAGCACAAAAGACUUGGUUGAACAGGUUAAAUCUUUACAUUGGGAAUUGCUUUUGUUGCAAGGGCUUCCUGUCUGUUCAGCAUAUGUAUGGUAGGGCAGAGAUUCUUCUCUCACCAGGAAAAAGACAAACAUAUCCUAGACAAACUCUAGGCCUUUCCCAUGUUGUGAGGUGCCUAAAUAUAUACAUUGCAAUGAAUAAGCGUUUCUGGGACUUAAUUUGCUCUGUUGGUGCUUAACUCCCUGAAGACUUUGAUGCUGUUUGCCUGUAUAGAGCAAUCUUGAAUCUUGCUCAUAGGGUCAAUCAUUGUGUUCAGAAAUAGGAGUCUUACAUCUGGUAUAUGUGAAUAGCCAGUGUGUAUGUAAAGCUGUGUUACGAGAGUUGUUUUAUGCAAUCAAGAACUAAGGAAGACGGAGGCAAGAACACCAGAAAUCUUUGCUAAUGAGUGGGUAAUGUAUAAAAGCACAGCAAACACUGUAAGCUUUUAGCAGUUUGGUACUUCACCUUGGUUAUUAACUCACUUGCAGGUUCAUCCCAGGUCAAACAAGUGACAACUGUUCUGCUCAAUGGGAGAAAGGGGAUCUUGGUGGAUGGUUCCUCAUUUCCUCCCCUUAAAGGGGGUCCACUCUGUGUUAAUACAUUGCUAGUUGCAUUUUUAACCUUCUUCAGCUCCUCUGGUACCUGGCUGUGGUGUGAUAGGCCUUACCAGAAUACAUUUUUUUGGUGAAACAGUGAAGUGAUCCUAGUUUCAGGUCACUCUGUCCUGGUUUCAUAUCAUAGCUUUCUAUACCAACAGCAGAGUCAUUUCAGUAGAAAACACAAUCUAUACAUAUCAGCAAAAAGAUUCCUCACAGAUGCAGUGAUCAGCAAAAAAAAGAGUUGAAGACUUUGUAUUGCACAAGGGUGAGCGAUGAGGAAAUCCGUGAGUUGGUUAGCUUGUGUGAAGGCAGAACCCGGCAUUAGCCAUAGCACUCCUGUGGCUGGGCUUUGGCAGUGUUAGAGAUUGUUCUAAUAGUAUUUUUAGCUGCAGUACAUUAGGAUUAUUGUAUGUUAGAAAAUAUAUACUAUUUGUCUCUAGCUCUCCUCUUCCAAGCCUCUCUUCUGUUUCCACUGAAAUAAUGAUCUUGUGACAGAAUCAUGGAUUUAAUGUAUGUUUUUUGUCUGACAUAGCUUCAGUUUUCUGUAGUCUCUGCUUUCCCUCUUCCUUGGUAAGUUUUCUUUCCAAUUGGUCAAAGCUGCAGAUCUUGGUUCCAUUUAAGAUUAAGUGAAAUACCUGUAGGAAAAAACCUGCCAACAGUUCUGAUUUUGUCAGAGAUGUUAUAAAUGCAUCACGUGACUCAGGCAAAUAAGCAAUCCCUGCCCUUAAGGCUUUAAAAGACAUAUAAAACAAACAAGGCUAGAGAAAAGAAUACAAUAUCUAAUCUUCAGUGAGCCGUUGUACACACCUUCAUGCAAAUCCUAGUUGGUGGCAGAUUCCCAAAAUUGGGAAUAACAGAAGCAGAGGGGAAGAAGGAGAAUUGGGGGACAGAACAGGCUAGGUUGAGAGAUACUGUGAUUGUUCUUUCCUGGCUAGAGAUAGCAGGGCAAGAAACAGUCAAGGUCGUCAGUAACAAAACUGUAUAGAACUGCAGUCAUGUGCUGCUACUGAGGUGGAGGCAUUUGAACAGUGACUGAGUCCCUAGUUGCAGGUAAUUAAAUGCAUCUCUGAACUCCAGACCAUGAGGUAAAUCGUGGUUACUCUUAGUGCAAAACCGGCUGGGCAUUAACACACCAGGUUUGAUAUGAUUUGAAUUACUCAAUUGACUUAAAUCGUCAGCGUGCUUGAGUAUUGCAAGUAAUGUGUAUGCUUCUGAUCAACUUGUACUUUGGAAGGUGUUCAGGAGAAAAUGGGAAUGAUGAUUAGGAUAUGUGGGUAAGAAAUCAUAAAGUUGUGUAGUUACCACCAAAAUGAUGUUUUAUGUUUGUGAUCGGUUCUUAACAUAUUUAUGCAGUUUUAUCCUUUAGCUGUAAGGGCUGAAAAUGAACAUAGCAUGUUUCCAAAUGGCAGUUGGAUGUCAUAAUAAUAGCUGUAGUAUUCUUGUUUCUUCCGCUGACAUUUGUUCAGGGUGAAUUGCCUUCUGAAAAACACUUGGAACUAAUGUCCUGUCCCAAGUUCUUUCCAUGGAAAUGAAAAGACUCAGUUUGGAGUUGAGUGAUAUUUUUAUGGGUCACAAGUGUUCUUUCAAAUCCACUUCUUACAGCCAAAUUACUAAUGAAAAUAUCUGCUUUGAUUAUUUGUUCUGCUGUUUUGCACAGCUUUCUGAUGAUUGUGUCAUAUUUAUAAUUGAUUAUCGAUAAUAUGCAUUUACAGAUAACUAAACUUCCUCUUGUAAAGCAAACAAAUAAUCUUGUGAAUUUAUAGGGUGCAUGUAUUUUUGAAGAGCUAGCUCUACUACACCAAUAACAGAAAGUCAGCCAGUAAGUGGUUGCAAAUGAAUUUGGCACAAGAUAGAUGGAAGAGUAAAUAACAAGGAGAACUGGUGUGAUAAAUUUACUUUGCUUUUCCUUUGAAGUUCUGGGCACACUCAUCUGUAGAAAGUGUGUGGAUGCCUCCCUCCUAGUGAAUUUCAUUUUGUUGGAGGUGCCUCAUUAUAACACUCAAGCUUUUAAGUUCUGAAAAGGCAGUGAUUAGUUUCUGGAAGUUCAAAAAAUGUUGGUCUAAUUUUAAGUGUGAAAUUUGAGGUCUUCCAAUGUAUCUGUGAUACUAGAGGUUGACUCAUGUAUAAAUGAUAAAAUGUGUAUUUAGUAAUUAAGCAUCUUUAAAGUGUUUAUUUGGAGUAUUGAGGGGAAAAUAAACCAGAAGGCAUCCAACUAAACAGAUUGAGGAUCUCACUUUACAUUAUUUAAAAGAAUGCAGUCUCUAAAGAUUUAUGAGUUGGAGAUGAAUGAUGUAAUGCGUUUCAAUAACAGAUUUGUACUCCAUUUCAGUGGAAGUUACUUUUUCAAUUGAUUGAAAAUAAUCUUUAUAAUUUUCACAUCUUCAUUCUAGUUCAGGGAUGUCAAGUCAGAUUUUCUGCGCUGUAGGAUACAGGUGUUGGCUUUAUGAUAGAGGAGGAGUAUUCUCUCCAGAAAGGUGUGCCUGCAAAAGCUUGUGUGUUCAUCUGUUGCUAGAUGCUUAUGUAGUUUGGGUGACUGCAUGUUGACCUUUCAAAGUUCCCAUAUUCAGGGUUUUUGUUCUCUCAGUUGACAAGUUUAUUGUUGCAGUUAAAAAAUUUUUUGUAAAAUUAGUCUUACCCCCCCAAAAAGCACAAAAUCUACCUCCCACACUAGAUUAGCUGCUUUAUUCUAAUUGACCCAGACUUUCAAUUUUUUUUCUAUUCUGUAGUAAAUGGCUGAAGUAUACACUAAAGGUUUAAUCGGGACAGGGAAAAGGAAUAGUCAUUAAAUUAAUUCUGGUAGUUAUGUAGGGCCUAUUCUUUAUGGAGCUGAUAAGCUAGUAAACUUGUGUAAAAUGGGUCUAAUGGGUCUUAUUCAGAAUUAUCAAUGUCUUCUUGAGCUAAGAAAUGUUAUUAGCAGUAACUUGCUUUUGGAAGGCAUGGGAGAAUUUUCUGGAGACUUCAGAAGAAAGUGGCUCUUUUCCAGACAGUCAGUUCUGAAGCAGAGGAAAAAGAUUAAUUUCUGUGACCUUAGAUACUGUUAAAUACAGCUGCUAAUGGAAGAAUUUGGAUUGAAACUCCUGUGGGUUUUUUCAUGUACAGUCUGUGCUUUUAGAUAACUCCGAGAAAUGAGGCGGUGAGAUUUGGAAACAGUUCUGGGGAGGGAGCGAUCUGCACAAUCAGUCAGGAGUCAAGGGUUGGAUCAAGAGCGUUCUGCAAUUGUGAUUUGGAGUCGUGGAGAAUUCAGUCCUUCCACAAUGGCAGAAAGGACAGAUUUUACAAAAUCACAUAUUUCACUGGCUGAAUACAGCCCCGUCAACAAAUCAGAAAGGACAGAUCCAAGUGGAACACAGGAUGGAGACCAAAAUACAUUGCAACUGAAGAAAGAAAUUUCUUUAAUAAAUGGGAUAAGCCUUAUAGUAGGCAACAUGAUUGGUUCAGGUAUCUUUGUCUCUCCCAAAGGAGUUCUCAUCUACAGCAGAUCUUAUGGAUUGUCUCUAAUAAUUUGGGCAAUUGGAGGGAUAUUUUCAGUCUUUGGAGCUCUCUGCUAUGCUGAACUUGGAACCACUAUUACAAAGUCAGGAGCCAGCUAUGCAUAUAUCUUGGAGUCUUUUGGGAGCUUCAUUGCUUUUAUUCGUUUGUGGACCUCACUCCUAAUUGUUGAGCCAACUAGUCAGGCAAUUAUUGCCAUCACCUUUGCUAACUACAUAGUUCAGCCUUUCUUCCCUUCUUGUGACCCUCCGUAUUUGGCUUGUCGUCUCAUAGCAGCUGCUUGUGAAUGUCUUCUAACAUUUAUAAAUUGUGCCUACGUUAAGUGGGGUACACGUGUGCAGGAUGUAUUUACUUACGCCAAAGUGCUUGCUCUUAUUGCCAUCAUCGUCACCGGACUUGUUAAAAUAUGCCAGGGGCAUAUAUGGCACUUUAAGAACGCUUUUGAGGGAUCCUCCUUUGAUAUUGGAGACAUCUCCCUUGCGUUAUAUUCUGCCUUGUUUUCUUACUCUGGUUGGGAUACGCUCAAUUACGUAACAGAAGAAAUCAAAAACCCAGAAAGACUUUCUCAGAAGAAUCCUGAGAUGAUAUCCAUCCCCUUAGUGGUGGCUUUCUCCUGUUAUGGUGGACUAAAUGUUUCUGCUUAUAGCUGCCUCCAGACAUUUGCAGACCAGGUAUUUGGUAUCUUCAGCUGGACAAUUCCCAUUGCUGUAGCCUUUUCUUGUUUUGGUGGACUUAAUGCUUCAAUUCUAGCAUCAUCAAGGCUAUUUUUUGUAGGAUCUCGGGAAGGUCACCUUCCUGAUCUGUUGUCUAUGAUCCACAUAGAGAGGUUCACACCUGUGCCAGCACUGCUCUUCAAUUGUUUUAUGACCCUUAUUUACCUGGCUGUGGAAGAUGUCUUCCAGCUUAUCAAUUACUUCAGCUUCAGUUACUGGUUUUUUGUUGGUCUGUCUAUUGCUGGGCAGUUAUAUCUACGUUGGAAAGAACCAGAUCGGCCCCGACCUCUUAAGCUGAGCCUGGCUUUCCCAAUAAUAUUCUGUAUAUGCACAGUAUUUCUGGUGGUAGUGCCACUCUAUAGUGACUUUGUAAAUUCACUGAUUGGAAUUGCCAUUGCUUUAUCUGGAAUUCCAUUCUUUUUCUUGGGAGUCUAUUUACCUGCAUCAAGGAGACCAAAAUUUAUAAACAAGCUUAUAGGUGCAGUUACACGAAACAUGCAGCUGCUCUGCUACUGUGUUUUAACAGAGAUGGACACAAAUGAAGAAAAGAAGUUAGAAAUCAAAUCCAACUAAAGUUUAAAGCCAUUAAAAGAAGCAGGAGGGAGGAAAAAGCAAUUACAAAAAUGAAAGGGAAGAGCUGGAACUGGAAGACACAGGAAAACUGUUUUCGGUGGUCUUCCAGAAAUGCUGAAAAUGUUCUUACUUGCAGAUGGAUUUCAACACAGAUCAUGCCCAUGUGUCAUCCUCCUAAACUGUGGCAUGUUUUCAGGGCAGGUUUUCAUUGGAUAAUGAUUACCUACUCAUCACCUACACACACAAGCUGUGUGUUAAUAGUGUUUCUUCUUCAGAAUUGGUAUGAAAAUGAUAAGAGCUAAUGGAUCAAAUUAGAUUUCUGCCGAACCAAGUGGUAAAGUAAUCCAUUAUUAAGUUAGACUAAAACCCACUUUGACUCCAAAGACCAAGUCAUUUCCAGAAUUCUAAGUAAUUCUGAUGGAUGUUUGCAUGAAAUGAUUUGCUGUACUAUCUCAGUUCUUAUCCCAGAAGACAACUGGUCACAACAAACUACUUCAUUAGUUUUUCUGCCCCUAAUGAUAAAUUAAGUUCUGCUCCAUUAUUUAAAGACUGAACCAACCUUUCUCCCUUUGAAGUUUUUUAUUCUGUGGGCUACAUGGAAAUGUAUCUGACUGUGGCAAGGAGUUAAUCAGCAAAGCACCUUGGCACUAAAGAUUUGAUUAAUGGUUGUUGAUUUUUUGUUAACUCGUUAGUGCUUUGUCAAUUUCUGUUAGGUUUUAUGAAAAUUCUGAAAUUAAAAUGUUCAGUUUGAAGCCUGUAA